GCAGUUUCUAAGGAGACCUGCUCUAUAAUUGUAGAGGAAAUUACAAGCUGAAUCAUCUGUGGUUUGGGGAGAGAAAUCAAUGAUAUUUUGCUCAUCUGCAAAAGUCAUCUGCCAAAAUCCAUGUCAGAAAGGCUGGAUUAGCUACAAAGGCCGCUGCUACAAGCUUAUUCAAGAGAGAAUGACCUGGACCAAAGCUGAGGAAACCUGUUCUACUGAAAGAGAAGGAAGUCACCUAACCAGCAUCACUAGUGAAGAAGAGAAUGAAUUCCUUCGUAAACUUUCUCAGGGACAAAAGCAAAUUCAGCUCUGGAUAGGUGGAACUUACCAAAAGGGGUCACUGUUGAAAUGGAGUGAUGGAUCUCUGACAACCUUCAUCCAGAGGCCUCUGUCUGCCAUUUUCGGUUCUGUUAGAAGACUAAUUAACAGUCUGUUUAACAUAAAACUUUGCUUGAGCCUCAGUAUUGGAGGACGGGGUGAAUGGGACGGCUCUAACUGCAGCAAUAAGCUACCAUUCAUCUGCGUUUACAAACAAAACGUGAAGCACCCUUAACCUAUCACUGAACAAUUGAUGAAACCUGACUGGCUGCUGUGGCACCUGGAAUAGAGUUCAGCUGCAAUCCAUUAGUGCAUUGAAAUCUUUUGCAUGGAAAAAUCAAGAUCCAAUACUAAAAAAGCGGAGGUA
This is a messenger RNA of Oxyura jamaicensis (ruddy duck), 682 nucleotides long. Its product is annotated as snaclec bitiscetin subunit beta-like. The transcript has 5 exons. Bases 80 to 550 code for a protein of 156 amino acids. NCBI's taxonomy places the organism in Eukaryota, Metazoa, Chordata, Aves, Anseriformes, Anatidae. Gene Ontology annotation, molecular function: signaling receptor activity. The record is from RefSeq and is a predicted model, not a curated record.